Molecule: messenger RNA, 7720 nt
Organism: Mobula hypostoma (lesser devil ray)
Lineage: Eukaryota; Metazoa; Chordata; Chondrichthyes; Myliobatiformes; Myliobatidae
Product: ATP-binding cassette sub-family B member 6-like
Exons: 20
Coding region: 293-2845 (850 amino acids)
Biological process (GO): heme transport; transmembrane transport
Cellular component (GO): vacuolar membrane
Molecular function (GO): ABC-type heme transporter activity; ATP binding; heme binding
Source: RefSeq, a predicted model, not a curated record
CUGCGCAAUGUUCAACAGAGUUCUACAGCAAAGCCUGAGAUAGCUUUCGUAUAACCGAGCCACCGUAGAAUUCUAGGGCGAUUAGAUAUUGAAGUCGAAAUGCUAGCUGUGUGAAGCCGUAGACGCAAGAGAUUUUGCAGAUGCUGGAAAUCUCGAGCAACGCUCACACACAAUGUUGGAUUUCAUGUGAGCUGGCUAAAGCGCUGUAUUAUUGAGUGUGUCGCUCCCAGCGUUUGACCCUUCCCAUGUUUUCAGAGCGAGCGAAUGUGAAAUAAGCUGUCCAAUUGAAACAAUGGUCGUUCUUGAAGGUUACUGCGAAGGCAACGCAUCCUUAUCCAAAAUAUGGAUUCAACGUGGAUUAUUCCCAUGUUUUUAUUUUACACUCGUCCCAACAGUACUUUUGAGCAUUGCCUUUCUCCUUGGUGCACUGCAGUGUGCUUGUUACAAUAUGUAUGGGACUACAAUGGAGCCAAAGUACAUACCUCGCUCUCGUCUCUUCCUCCUUCAGUUGUUCCUAACAAUAACCAUGCUGCUGCAGUUUGGAACCUACAUCCUUUGGCAAACCUUUAGCUUGGGCAUAAUCUAUGGAUACACGAUUCUAUAUUCGUGCCUAUCUCCAGCUGGAUGGGUGUGCACCAUCUUACUACUACACCUGGAGCGCAGCAGGGUGAUGGUGCGGGACAGAACACAUGGCCACGGUACCAUCCUGCUGCUCUUCUGGGCUUUGGGAUUUGCAGCGGAGAAUCUGGCAUUUGUGUCAUGGAAAAGUCCUCUAUGGUGGUGGUCACUGGACAGUACUGACCAUAAGGUACACUUUGGUCUGUGGAUGGUGCGAUACAUCUGUACGUUUCUGUUGUUUAUCCUUGGGAUAAAAGCCCCUGGUUUGCCUCGAAAACCCUACAUGAUGAUCAUUAAUGAGGAUGAACGAGAUGUUGAAUGCAGUCAGCCUCUCUUAAAUCAGAACAACAAUCAGUCCACCUGGAAAGAUUUUCCUAAGAAGGUGCAGUUGCUGUUACCAUACAUGUGGCCCAAAGGAAGCCUCUUGCUGCAGUUUUUCGUUCUGUUAUGCCUUCUGCUCCUUGCAGUUGAACGAGUCAUCAAUGUUUUUGUGCCCAUCUACUAUAAAAACAUCGUGAAUGAACUGAGUGACCAAGCCCCAUGGAAAACUCUAGCCACAACUGUCUGCUUGUAUGUCUUCCUUAAGUUCCUACAGGGUGGUGGCACAGGUGCAUCUGGCUUUGUAAACAACUUACGAUCCUUUAUGUGGACUAAAGUCCAGCAAUACACCAGCCGACACGUUCAGGUUGCACUUUUUGCUCACCUUCAUUCUCUUUCACUUCGCUGGCAUCUUGGCAGGAAGACUGGAGAAGUUCUCCGCAGUGUGGAUCGUGGAACCAACAGUAUUAACACCUUACUAAGCUACAUCAUCUUCAGCAUCUUCCCAACGAUUGCUGACAUUGUCAUUGCCAUCAUUUACUUCAGUAUCAAUUUCAAUGCCUGGUUUGGACUCAUUGUCUUUGUUUGUAUGGUGUUCUACUUGACUGCAACCAUUCUGAUAGCUGAAUGGAGGACGAAGUACAGGAGAGAAAUGAACACCAGGGAUAACGAGGCAAAGGCUAAGGCCGUUGACUCCUUGCUCAACUUUGAAACGGUGAAGUAUUACAAUGCUGAGAGUUACGAGGUGAAUCGUUUCAAUGAUGCCAUACUGAAGUAUCAGGUGGCAGAAUGGAAAACAAUUGCAAGUCUCCCAGUUUUAAACCAAACUCAGAACACGAUCAUUAGUCUCGGGCUGCUCACUGGAUCACUGCUCUGUGCCUACUUUGUCACUGAGAAGAAGCUUCAGGUUGGCGAUUUUGUCCUUUUUGGGACAUAUAUCAUUCAGCUUUACACGCCACUUUACUGGUUUGGGACAUAUUACAGGAUGAUCCAGAGUUCAUUCAUAGACAUGGAGAAUAUGUUUGAUCUAUUCAAAGAGAGCCAGGAGGUUACUGAUGAUAUCAAUGCAGCAAAUCUUGACUUCAGAGUCGGAAAAGUGGAGUUUGACGAGGUUUAUUUCAGUUACGUUGAUGGUAAAGAAAUCUUGAAAGGCAUAACAUUCUCUGUUCAGCCGGGACAAACAAUGGCCCUGGUUGGUCCGUCGGGCUCAGGAAAAAGCACCAUCAUCCGGCUCCUCUUCCGGUUUUAUGACCUCAACGGAGGUUGCAUCAAAGUUGAUGGUCAAGACAUCUCAAAGGUGAAGCAGCAUUCUUUGCGUUCACACAUUGGGGUAGUGCCACAAGACACCGUCCUCUUCAACGACAACAUUAGGAACAACAUUCGGUAUGGCAGAGUGACUGCCAGCGAUGAGGAGGUGGAAGAGGCCUCUCGAGCAGCCGAUAUUCAUGAACGAAUUAUCACAUUUCCUGAAGGUUACGAUACACAAGUGGGUGAGAGAGGCCUAAAGCUCAGUGGAGGAGAGAAGCAGCGAGUGGCAAUUGCCAGAACAAUCCUGAAGGCACCUCAAAUCAUUCUUUUGGAUGAGGCUACAUCUGCACUUGACACACAAACUGAAAGGAAUAUUCAAGCGUCGCUUGCCAAAGUGUGUGCUAACAGGACCACAAUCAUUGUGGCUCACAGAUUGUCAACUGUAAUCAAAGCGGAUCAGAUUCUCGUGCUUCGGGAUGGAGAGAUCGUAGAGAGGGGAAGGCACGAGGCAUUACUGGAUAAGGGGGGAGUUUAUGCUGAAAUGUGGAUGAAACAGCAGCAGUCCGAGGCAUCUGACUCAUCAUCUGACACUGAAGCCAAAGACAAGAGCACUGAGAAACUACAGCCUCCUGGCAGCAAGAAGGGCCAGAGGUCCCACUAGCUACUAAGCAGAGAUUUAACCGGGAAUCAGAUGAAGGUUGAUUGAACACCAUUGAUGUUGUGAAUGUACUGAGUUUGUACUGAACAUUAUAUCUCAUGAUUGUUCCAGAACAUUCUACAGAUCAGAUUCCCACAGUAUCUAGUCAUCCUUAAUGAAAAAGGAAAAUUGCCAAUGAUUUAUAGAUUCUUCUAAAGACCAUAAAACCAUAAGACAUAGUAGCAGAACUAGUCCAUCUGUCCCAUUUAGUCUACUCCCAUCUUGGCUGAUUUAUUAUCCCUCUCUUACUUGUUACAUACACCUGUUAGGGUGCAUUCUCCAGUUACCUUAUAAGGUAACCGUAGCCUUCAGCCAGGAGCAGAUGUCAUCAGGUGGUUCCCAACCUUCACCGAGUGUUUCGACACUUAACCACGACACUCUCCAGUUGGUAGGCCGGCAGUGGUGGCCAAAUCACUGCCCAUCUGCUCCUGGCUUCCAGCUCCCCUCCUCUCGCCUACUACAAAUCCAACAAGAAGCUCAUUCUGCCUCUUCCCCCAUCCUACGAGCUGCUUGUUUUUUGCUGCUUUCGUCCAGGCCCAGAUCUGACAACAACCGCCAUGCUGAUUUGGCUGGGAAACCUCUGCAGCCGAUCUCCACAGGGAACAGCCAUGCCUGCCAUCCCUUGUCUUUACACUCCUGCAGUAAGGCUGGUACUUCAAGGCCUUUCUCUCGUGGGCCUCUUCCCAUCCCUACUCCCAUGGCACAGUCAACUCAACCAAAAUGAUUUUCUUGUCUUCCGUUGACCACAGUACAAUGUCCGGGCAUAGGGUUGUGUGCAUCACAUCCGGGAACUACAGCCUCCUUCCCACAUCGACCCUCAUCUCCCAGGACCCGGCCGUUAGCAGCAGAUUGGGCUUUGGUUGUUUGGUUACGAAAGGCCUAGCUCCCUCUUUGAUGAAGGUGAUGGCCUUCCUCAAAUCUAUGCCAGCCGUCCUCUUCUUGCAUCUCUCCCGCUCUAGUGUGUCAGCAAGAGCCAGAAGCACCUUAUCAUGGCGCCACCUAUACCGUCCUUGAGUUAGAGCUGUUUUACACCCGGACGGUAUAUGAGCCAGUGUCCCCUUUUGACCACAGAGCUUAUAGUUCGGGUCCUCUCUCAUCCCACAUGUGUACAGAUGUAAUGGUGAAGGAAGGGUGUCAUACAUGGAUCGCAAGAGGAAGGAAAUACGGAAGGGCUCCAGUCUCCAUAACUCUGCCCAUGAGAUCUUGUGCUUAGGCAGAUCCCAUUUUGUCCAGGCACCCUGGGGCCCUUGUUCCACUGCCUUUGAAAUCCGCUUCUCUUCCUCACGGAUCCGUACUUCUGCCUGUAUCAUGUCUCGCCUGUUCCUUAUGCUUGCGUUUCCCCACUUCUGGAAGUGAACUGAGCCGAGGCCUUGCCGCCCAACGCAGGGGUUGCCGAUGAUAUCUCACAGCUUCAGAGAACACACUGCCUCCUCCACAGCUGUGUUGGCUGCCCACUUGCACCCAGAUCUGGUUGUAACGCCUGCUUGCUUUACCAAGACGUCAUUAGAAUCUCUCAAGCUCAAUCACAUUCUCCUGUCUUUUCCCUGUAACGUUGAUGCGUUGAGUCCAACAACCUUUGCCCAAUAUACCCAAUGACUUGGCCUCUACAGUCUGUGGCAAUGAAUUCCACAAAUUCACUACCUCUGGCUAAAGAAACUCCUCCUCAUCUCUGUUCUAAAGGGGCAUCCUUUAAUUCUGAGGCUGUGCCCUCUGGUCUUAAACUCCACAACGAUAGGAAACACCCUCUCCACAUUCACUCUUUUGAGGCCUUUCAGUAUUCAAUAGGUUUCAAUUAUAUCCACACCACCCCCCAACCCUCACAUUCUUCUAAACUCCAGUGAGUACAGGCCAAGAGCCAUCAAGUGCUCCUCAUACUCUAACCCUUUCAUUCUCUGGACCCUCUGUAAUGCAAGCUUAUCCUUUCAUAGAUAGGGAGCUACUCACAUAGCCCUCCAUACCUCUUCUGUCCAUGUACUUAACCAAACUUCUCUUAAAAGUUCCCUGUCAGGUUCCCCUGAAAUAUUUCAUCUUUCUCCUUUAACUCACAGAUUCACCAGCUUUUUCCUCAGUAGAAAAAGCCUGCUUGCAUUCACCCUAUCUGUAUCCCUUAUAAUUUUGUCUACCUCAUUCUGCUACACUCCUACUACUACGUCAACACAGGCCUAGGGGGUCUGCUACACUCCAGGGAAUAAAAUCCUAACAUAUUCAACUUUUUCCUUUAACUCAGGUCCUCAAGUCCUGGCAACAUCCUUGUAAAUUUUCUCUAUAUCCUUUCAAUCUUAUUGAUAUCUUUCUUUUAGGAUGGUGACCAGAACUCCACACAAUACUCUUAAAUUUGGCCUUACUAACAUUUCAUAUAACUUCAACAUAAUAUUGUGGAUAAAUAUCAUCCAUGGAGAGCUCUGCUACUCGAUUAAUGGCUGUAGAGUCAUUUGAGAAACCAAUGAAUUUUAGUUCAGCAGACUCUUCCAUAUGUCCGUGUGAAUCUAGGUUUUAUGGACUAGUCAUCAGAGUGAGACUGGAAUGCACAAUCAUUUAAUUUGGUGUUUUCACUGACCUGCUUAAAACACUUAGAAACACUUUGCCCUUGUUGUAAAAUUAGACAUGGCAAUAAGAACCUUAGAAAUGAAGGCAGUUGAAGACCAUUUGGCCCCUUGUGUUGCUGCACAAUUUAGUAAGAUUAUAAACACAAGAAAUUCUGAAGAUGCUGGAAAUCCUGAGCAACACACACAAAAUGCUGGAGGAACUCAGCUGGUCAAGCAGCAUCUACACCAUGGAGGGGAAUAAACAGUCGAAGUUAUGAGCCAAGGCUGGAAAGGAAGGGCUGGAAGCUAGGAUAAGAAGGUGGGGAAGAGGAGUACAAACUGGCAGGUGAUAGGUGAGACACGAUAGGGAUAAAGUGAGAAGCUGGAAGGUGAUAAGUGGAAGAGGUAAAGUGCCAAAGAAGAAGGAAUCUGACAGGGGAAGAGAGGGGACAAUGCGAGAAAUGGAAGGGGGGGCACCGGAGGGAGGUGAUGGGCAGGUGAGGGAAAGAGAAGGGUUAAGAGGAUAGCCAGUAUGGGGAACGGAACAAGAAGGGGGAGAGGGGAGAAAUUACCUAAAAUUAGAGAAAUCUAGCGCACACUGUAAAUUAUAUCAGUUCAAUGGGGAAAAGCUGAAAUCAUGAUUACCUUUGUAUUUUCCUGAUACUCUGUUUCAUAGGCAAGUAGUAUACUCCAGAUACUUUCAUACUUCCGGGGCUAUUAUCUCCACGUACCUUGUUCUUCUGGUCUCUGCAGCUACAGUGUGCAUACCAUUCCUCAUCCGACUAUAACACUAUAAUAUAACGUUAGAACCUCUUGUUAUUCUUGGCCCAGGGGGCUGUUGUCUCAGGUGGAAUGUUCAACAAUGAGUCUCAGCAUCAUCGAUCUGCAGCUGCCUUGAAAUUAUACAAGUUCAGGGAUAUCCACUUGAGCAUCUAGAUCCUCAGUUUAUCAUUGGAUAGCCAUCCCUUCCACAAGGCAGCACUCCCUGGGUAGUCUGGAUUGUCGGACCAGUUUGAUCAUAUCCUGCUUUGUCCCACAGCGUUCUGACCCAGACAAGAGUGUUACCAAAUGAGCUUUAAGUUGUGUGUCAGUUCUUGGGAUGCUUGGUGUGUUUUCUGUUUAUGGGAAUGUAUUUAUUUUUGGGAAAUGGAUGUGUUAAUGAUUAACUAUGUAAAAGAUGUUUUUUUCUGAGAUACUGUUUCUUUAGAUAUUCAUUACAAAUGCUGUUACCUCUAUAUACCCCCAUGAUUCACCCCUUGUUUGCUCAAUGACAAGUGAACAAGAGAUUCAGCAGAUGCUGGAAAUCCAGAGUAACACACACGAAAUGCUGGAGGAACUCAGCAGCUCAGGCAGCAACUACUGUAUGGAAAGGAAUAAAGAGUUGAUGUUUCAUGCCAAGACCCAAAACGUGGAGUCCUGAUGAAGUGUCUCGGUCCAAAAUGUCACCUCUUUAUUCCUUAUCAUAAAUGCUGCCUGAUCUGCUGAGUUCCAUAGAACAUAGAAUAGUACAGCACAGUACAGGCCCUUCAGCCCACAAUGUUGUGCCGAUCCUCAAACCCUGCCUCCCAUAUAAGCCUCCACCUUAGAUUCCUCCAUAUACCUGUCUAGUAGUCUCCUAAACUUCACUAGUGUAUCUGCCCCCACCACUGACUCAGGCAGUGCAUUCCACGCACCAACCACUCUCUGAGUAAAAAACCUUCCUCUAAUAUCCCCCUUGAACUUCCCACCCCUUACCUUAAAGCCAUGUCCUCUUGUAUUGAGCAGUGGCGCCCUGGGGAAGAGGCAGUGGCUAUCCACUCUAUCUAUUCCUCUUAUUAUCUUGUACACCUCUAUCAUGUCUCCUCUCAUCCUCCUUCUCUCCAAAGAGUAAAGCCCUAGCUCCCUUAAUCUCUGAUCAUAAUGCAUACUUUCUAAACCAGGCAGCAUCCUGGUAAGUCUCCUCUGUACCCUUUCCAAUGCUUCCACAUCCUUCCUAUGGUGAGGUGACCAGAACUGGACACAAUACUCCCAAGUGUGGCCUAACCAGAGUUUUAUAGAGCUGCAUCAUUACAUCGCGACUCUUAAACUCUAUCCCUCGACUUAUGAAAGCUAACACCCCAUAAGCUUUCUUAACUACCCUAUCCACCUGUGAGGCAACUUUCAGGGAUCUGUGGACAUGUACCCCGAGAUCCCUCUGCUUCUGCACACUACCAAGUAUCCUGCCAUUUACUUUGUACUCUGCCUUGGAGUUUGUCCUUCCAAAGUGUACCACCUCACACUUCUCCGGGUUGAACUCCAUCUGCCACUUCUCAGCCCACUUCUGCAUCCUAUCAAU